CUGUGUGUGUAUGUGUGUGUGUGUGCGCGCGGAGAGGGGAGCACUCGCUCCGCGGGCUAUGAGGAGAGUUGUUGGAAUAAGAGAAGACCGAGGCUUUCCAAUGUACCCACUUGACUUGGAAAACAAGGAGAACGGCUCUGUCGGUGUUCAAAAUGCCGUAGAGAAUGGGAGACCAUCUGACCCUGUGGACUGGGCCGUAAUAGAUGUUGUCAAUUAUUUCCGUACAGUGGGAUUCGCGGAACAAGCCAUUGCUUUUCAGGAACAGGAAAUUGAUGGAAAAUCCCUGCUGCUGAUGACAAGGAAUGAUGUGUUGACAGGACUUUCAUUAAAAUUGGGUCCUGCUCUGAAAAUCUACGAAUAUCAUGUAAAACCUCUGCAGACACAGCAUUUAAAGAACAACUCAUAG
This is a messenger RNA of Trichosurus vulpecula (common brushtail), 406 nucleotides long. RefSeq names its product sterile alpha motif domain containing 13 (gene SAMD13). The record is from RefSeq and is a predicted model, not a curated record. NCBI's taxonomy places the organism in Eukaryota, Metazoa, Chordata, Mammalia, Diprotodontia, Phalangeridae. Bases 11 to 406 code for a protein of 131 amino acids. Gene Ontology annotation, molecular function: protein binding. The transcript has 4 exons.